AUGAUGAUGAAAAUAAAUAAAUUAUUUGAUCUUAAUGUAAAUAGUUUUACAAAAGAUUUAAAUAUAUUUCAUAAAAAUAAUAAAAUCAAUGAAAAUAUAGGACAAAUAGAUAAUAUCAAAUAUAAAGAUGGGUCAUCAAAGAGAUUAAUAACAAAAUGGAAAAAUACAUUUACUAUAACUAUAGAAAAAUAUAUAUUUAUAUGUUGUCAAAAUGAGAAAGACUCUUGGACCUUUCUCAAAUAUAUCAGUCCUAACAAAAUCGACAAAGCAUUGUGCAUAUCCGAUUUUAAUCUUUUAUUAAUCCAAAAAAGUAAUCAAUUAUUUAUACAUCAAUUUGAUAAGGAUUAUUCCAAUCAAAGCAUAAUAGAUAUAAAAAUAUUAACAAGACAACAUAUAGACAUCUCAGUACUUUUCUUUUUUUCUUAUAAUGAUUUUAUUUAUAUUAUUGAUAAAACUGGAAUAUUAUGGCAAUUGGACCCAGCCAAUAGCACCAAUAAUAAUCUAAUACCAAAAGAAAUAAAAAAAUUCGACCUAAAAAAAAGUGUAGACAUAUAUUUCAAAAUAGAAAAAGAACAUUUUUUAGUUAUAUCAUAUUUUGAUGAUAAAAUACAAGGACUGCUUCAUAUAAUUAUACACAAUUUACAACAUGAUGAAUGUGAAUAUAUAGAAAAGAAUAUAUGUGAAUAUAUUAUAAAGAAUGAAAUAAAAAAAAGUAUACAAUGUAUUACUUUAAAUAAAGAUUAUAUAGUUGUUUUAUUUAAGACCAAUGAUAUUAUUAUAUUAGAAAAUCUUCAUAUAAACAAUAAUUAUGAAGUUUUUAAAUAUCUUAAUGCAAAUCAAAGUGAGAAAUUAAAAUAUUUUAAUAAAAAAUCUUUAAGAGAGAUAGAAUAUUAUUUAUCUAGUUAUGAAGAUAUAAAUAAUGAAGAAUACAAAGAUGAUGAUAACAACAAAAUUUAUCAUAAUAAUAAUAUGACUACAAAUGAAAUAUGUUAUGUAUAUAUAAAUGAAUAUAAUCAUAUAUUUUUAAUUUAUAGUGAUCCGUUUUUAUAUGAACCUGAGUAUAACAAAAAUAGAUAUACCUCUUUUGUUUCUAAUUCAUUUAACAUGUUAUACUCUUAUUAUAAUAAAAUUGAAGAUAUUUACAUGUCCAAGUUUCAUAGUCACGACAAGUUAAAUAAUAAUUCUUUAUUAUAUGAUAUCAAUGAAAAUAUUUUAAAGAAAAGUAACUUACAUAUGUGUAUCAUCAAUAUUGUAAAUGAAAAAAUUAAGGAUUAUAAUAUAAAUUAUUCUGAUGAAAUAUAUAAUAUAUACAAUGAAACUAUCAAUGUAUUAAUUGAUCAUCUUUAUAAAAUUGAAAAUGACAAAAAAAAAAAACAAUUUUAUGAUAUGCAAAAUAAUUAUCAAAAUGAUAUAUCUUCCAAUUUAUUAUACCUACAAAAAUAUUUAGAUGUAUAUAAAAUUAAUGAAAACAAAAAAAAUAUAUUUCAUAAUGAAUUAAAUGAUGAUGACUGUGAAAAAAGUUUAUUGAAUAUAGAUUUUUUCAAAAUGGAUAUAACCAAAAAUAAUAAAAAGAAAAUGUCUAACAACACAAAUCUAUACAACAAUAUAUUAUUAUGUUUUAUAGAUAAAUAUUAUUUAAUUUUAAGAAAUAAUCAAGAUCAAUUUGAUAUUGUCUUAUAUGAAAUUUAUUUUUUAAAUAAUAUAGAAAUACUUGUAUAUCAAUUUUUUAAUAAUUAUUAUGAUGCAUUAAUAUUAUCUGAAACAUAUAAAUGUAAAUAUGUUCAUCAAUUAUUUACAUAUUCAAUAUAUGAUUAUGUGGGUCGAUAUUGUGGUUCAUCUUUAGCAGACUAUGAGUGCUUGUUCAAAAUAGAAGACCUAUUCCAGUUUCUUCAUCGAGCAAUCACCUAUGAUCCUUUUCUUUUCAAAGAUGAUGAAGAUGAUGAAACAGUAAAACGCAUGACUAACAUGUUAGAGAAUAGCGAUUCAAAAAUCCAAUGUAGUUUUUUUGAAACCAAUUUAAAUAUGGAGGAAGAAAAUAAAAAUUAUCAUAAUUUCGUUUAUGUCUUAAAUGAAAAAGAUAAUGCUUCAUGCGAAUAUAUAAAUAAUUAUUAUUGUAUAAAAAAAAUAAAUUUUGAUAAAGAAAUAAGUAAAAAUAUAGAUAUAAAUAUACAAUUACAUAAACUAAAAAAUGUCUUAUACUCAUCUUUACAAUUAAUUGAUUAUUUAUUAGAAAAUGAAAAACAUUAUGACAAAUAUUUUUUCAGUGACCAUUUUGAUCAAAAUGAUAUAGAAGAAAAUUUUUUAAGUGCACUUAUUAAAAAUAAAACGAAAAAAAAAAAAACAGAUAACAAAAGGUUAUAUAAAACAAAUAUAUUCACAGAAAGAAAAGAGUGCAAUAAUAAUGAACAGAUACAAUAUGAUAAUAUAAUAUCUGCAAACAAUUCAUAUGAUAAUGAUAAUACAUUUUAUAAUACCACAAUGAAUAAGAACCAAGAAAAUUAUAAUAACUUUGAAGAUGACAAUAAUGACAACAAUGACAAUAAUAACAUUAAUGAUGAUAUAAAUAAAUUGUGGGGUAUUUCAAUAGAUGAUAUGAACAUCAAUUUAAGUGCUUCAUCUUUUAAUUCAACAAGCGAUGUAAUACUAAAUGAAGAAAUGAGUAGAGAAGAAGAUACUAAUUUUUUUUUCUUCUCAUAUGACAUACAAAAAUAUAAAUAUUAUUUAAAUUCAAUGAAACAAAAUGAACAAGUCAAAAUUAAAUUAUUAAUGUAUAAAAAUGAAAUAAUAAAACAAAUUUAUAAAUUUAAAUUAUAUAAUUAUAUUAUGAAAUUGAUACAUAAGGAAAGAAUAAAUAAUUCGGGCAUAUAUUAUAAUAAGGAAUCUUUAAAAUGUAGAUCUAUAGAUACUUCAAGAGGGAAGAAUAGUAUAAAUAAAAUAUCUGAUAUUUUUAAUAUUUUUAAAAAAAAUAUAAACCAUACAAUAAAUUCAUGUGAUGAACAUAGUAAUAAUGAUGAUUAUAAUGAUGGUCAUAAUGAUGGUAAUGAUAAAUAUGGUGAUGAUAAUCAUGGUGAUAAUGAAUAUGACGAUUAUAAAGAUGACGAUAGUAAUGAUAACAUUUAUAAUAAAUGUAUUAAAAGUAUUGAUGAUACAAAUAUAUUCAUUAUAAGCUGGACUAAAUUUAAAUAUGCCUACACACCUAUAGAUAUAAUAAAAUAUUUCUUAAUUAAUAAAAAUUAUGUACUAAUAAAAAUAUUUUAUAAAUAUUUUAAUUAUUUUAUUAAAAAAAAUUGGAAAACCAUCUUUUAUUAUAUUCCAUUGAAUGAAAGAAUAGAAAAUUAUUUUUUUCUCUUACCAUUAAUAAAUAGAAAUAUUAAUAAUGAGAAAGAUCAUAAGAUACAGACUCAUGAUAAUAAUGAUAACAACUAUCAUAACGACAAUUUGAAAUCUAACAAUUAUUAUGUAGAGGAACAGAUAAUUCGUUGUGAUGAUAAAAUAUACAGCGAGCAAUAUAAUUCAUUUAACAUAGUAGAAAAAAAAAUGGAUAAUAAGACAAAUACAUAUAAAAGUAGUAGUAAUAAUAAUAACACUUUUGAAGCAUUAAACACAAGAAUAAAUGAAAAUCUUAUGUCUUUCUUUUCAUAUGAAAAUAAAAACAAAAACUCGUACGAAUUAUUUGAUAUUGAAUGUGAUGAAAAUAUGUUUGUUGAAUUCUUUCUAAACAGAUGUAUAAACAUAAUAAAAAAAACACACUUAAUUAAAAGUAGAUUACUAGAAUUUGUUUAUAUAUGUCUAAAACAUUUAAAUGGAGAUAACAUAUAUGAAAUAUUUCUCUAUGAUACUAUUAUGAAUAAAUACCAAUACAACGAACAAUAUUUUUUGCUCAACGGAUGUAAUAAUAAUAGUAAUAGUAAUAAUAAUAAUAAUAAUAAUAAUAAUAAUAAAUAUAGUAACAAUAAUGAUAGUGAUAUAAUAAAAAAUAUAAAUUCAUCUGGAAGACACAAUCAGGAGAAGAACCUUAUUGACAAUAUGAAAAAUAAUAAUUAUUAUUAUAAUAAUAAUAAUUGUUCUUAUUAUAACAAUAUAAAUGACCAAUAUAAUAAUACACUUGGAAUAAUUGAACCAAUAAAUAUUACCGAUAUAUCUUUUAUUAAGAAUUGUUUAAGGAUAGAUUUAAAAAAAGAUAAUAUUAAAAAUAAAAAUAUCAUCCUUAUAUAUAGCUUAUUCAUUUUAAUAAAAAUGUAUCUUAUAUGUAAAGAAAAUAAUAGGAAUAUAAAAUUUGAAGAAUUCAUACAAAUGAAUAUAUAUAAUAAGAUGUGUCUUAUAUUAGAUUUCGAUAUAAAAUAUUUAUCCUAUGAAGAUGAUCAAAAAAAUUAUAUUAAAUAUUUUUAUGAUAAAUUAAUAGAUUUGCUACAAGAAUAUAAAUAUAUAGAUGAGCAUAUAAAAUAUACCAGUUGUUAUGUAACAUUUGACAAAGAUAUAAUUUAUUUAAAUUAUAAAAAAUCAAAUAAUUUUUUAGAUUCAUUAUAUAUUAAUAUAUUAUAUACAUCCAAACAGUUAUUUAUAAUAUUCACUUUAAAAACGUUAAGCAGUUUACAAGGUAUUAAAAAAGAUUCUAUAAAAAAAAAAAAAAAAAAAAAGACAAAUAAAAUAAACAGAUAUAUGAACAACAACAAUAAUAAUAAUAAUAAUAGUAAUAUUAAAAAAAAAAAAACAACAGAAAUAGACAAAAUAUUAAUCUUUUUAAAAUAUAUAUAUUAUGCUUAUAAUAAUAAAAUUAUAUUUAACGAACAUUAUGAAUAUGUAUUUUUCUUUUUAAUAAUUUUUUAUAAAUAUAUGGAAAUCAAUUUGAUACAUUUCAUAUCUAUCUUUAAUGAUUUCUAUAAUCUAUUCCCAAGAAAAAUAUAUAUGACAAAUAAACAAUAUGAUAUGAUAGAUGAUAAUAUGAAUAAAUAUUUUAAAGAUUAUGUUCUACAACAUACCUUUAAACUAGAAGAUCUUUUUAAAGAAUACCAAGAUAUUAAUAUAAAAAAUUAUAAUAAAAUAAUAAUAUUUGAUAAAUAUAUUGAUUAUAUUAUAAAUUAUUAUAACAAUAAUAUUAUCACAAGUAGUAUAUACAAAGAUGAUUUGAAUAACAACAAUAAAAAAAAAAAAGAAGAAGAAGAAGAAGCAUAUUAUAUUAAUAAGAAUAAAUGUGACAAGUCUGAUGUAGAAAGGAAAGAAGAGUAUGAUAAUAAUCAUAGGAAUAUAUCAUUAUGUGGUGAAGAAAUUGAAAAAUAUUUAGAUUUUUUUGAAAAACAUUUAAAUUCCUUAGAACUUAUUAAAUAUUUUAAAAAAGAUAUUAUAAAUCGGAAUGAUGAAGAAUUAUUAAAUAUUAAUAUAGAUAUGAUUUUGAGUUCAAAUUAUAAUAAGAAAAAAAGUAUAUUAUAUAUGUUUAAAAUAUAUAAAAUAAUUAUUUUAUAUACUCAUCAUUAUAAAGAUAAUAAUUUUACUAAAAAUUGUAUACAAUUAUAUUAUAAUUUAUUUUAUUCAGUACAUCAUGAUAUAUCUUUAUUUUUUUUUAUAUUUUUUUAUAUUCUAUUAUUUUAUUCAAAUGAUUACAAUUAUCUUUAUUUAUUUAUGAAAUAUUAUUAUAAGGAAUAUAUACAACAAAUACAAAAUGUAACAAAAGAAAAACCAUAUUAUUAUAAGGAUAUGAUAAAUUAUUUAAUAAUAAAUAAAGUUAAUAAUAUUACAAUAUAUGAUAAUGAUUUUAUUCACUUUUAUGAUUUUAUAAAAAAAAUAUAUAAAACAGAUUCGGAAUCAUUUACGCUUUUUAUCAAGACAGAUGAUGAAAAUAAAAAACUUGUAACAAAUCUGAGGAUUUUAUAUUAUAUACAAAAUAUGAUGAAUAAUAAAAAAUGUUUAUUAUAUGUAAUGUCACCUUUAAAUUAUUAUAAUAAUAAAUCUAAUGAUAUUAUAUCUAAAGGUAAGAAUAGAGAAUUACCAUACUACUCAUCUAAUGAAGACCUUAUAUAUAAAUCCUUCUCAAAAUUAAUCACAAAAGGAUAUGAUAAGAAUCAUAAAAAUGAUGAAAAUAAUAAUAUUUAUAGAAAAAAAAAAAUAAUACUUAAUAAUAAUAAUAAUAAUAAUAUAAUUAGUAAUGAGAACAAUAAAUCCAAUCAAAAUAAUAUAAAGAAUAAAUUAUUAUCGACACAAAAAAUGUGGACACAUUUUUUUAAAGAAAUGUAUUAUGAUACAUAUAUAAAAAUAAAAAAUGAAAGAAACAAAUUCUGUAUUUUUAAAAAUAUUAUAGAAAAUGAUUUAAACAAAAUAACAAAUUAUAAAAAAGUUCUACAACUCAUAAAAUUGUUACAUAUAAAUAAUGAUGAAUUAAUAUAUUGUAUUAUUUAUCUUAUAUAUAUUAUACAAAUAUAUAUAAAAAAAAAAAAAAAAAAAAAGGAAACAUUAACAAGUCACUUAUCAUUUUAUUUAAUACUUUUAAUAAUCUUAUAUCCAGAAGAAAAAUUAAAAAAUAAUUAUAAGCAUUUCUUACAACAAACAAUUUUAUUUUAUAUUAACCAUUCAACAAAAAGUAUAAAUUAUAUUUAUAAUUUUGUUAUCUUUAUAUAUUCUUAUUUCUCAUUAAAUUACAACCUUUCUAUUAAUACCUUGUAUAAAUUAUUUUUAAAAAAAAAAAAAAAAAAAAAAAUUCAAAACAAUAAAUAUGAACACAAUCAAAAUUGUACUUACAUCCCAUUGGUCAGUUUAAAUCAAUUCUUAGGAAACAAAAUAAGUAUGAAAAAAAAUAAAAUAUGUAUAGAUAAUUCUGAAAAUAGAAAGUUUAUAAAUAGUGCAAACACAAAUGAAAUAAAAGAUAUGUUUAAUAAAAUAAAUACUGAAAAUAAUAAAAGUGUCUAUAUGUAUAAUUUUUUAAAUAAAAACACAGACAAGGGAAAUAUAAAAAAUGGAAAUCAUCAAAAUGGAAAUUUUUAUUAUAAACAUGAUAAUAAUAAUAAUAAUAAUAAUAAUAAUAAUAAUAAUAAUUGUGAUGAUGUUAAUUGUUAUCGAUAUAUUGAUGAACAGAAGAAAGAACAAGUGCAUAACGACACAAACAUAUUAUUAAACACAAAUAAUAAUAAAAAUAAAAAUGAUUCUUCUAUUGAACAAGCAGAUUAUGAACAAUAUAUUUAUUCAAACCAUAUUAGUAAUAAUAAUUUACUAUCAUAUCAAAAUUUUUAUUAUGAUGAUGAUCAUCAAAAUUAUCCCUUUGAAAAAAUCAAUGAAUCGGAUGUUGUAGAAACGUGUUAUGAAACAGAUAUUAUAUCAAACCAUUCCUCUAUUGAACUUAAUAACGAGACAAAUAUAAAUAUAGAACACAAUUCAUUUAGUGAUCAAGAUAUCGAACAUAUUAUUAACAGUCUUAACGAACAAAAAAAUUAUACAACAUCAUCACUAGGAAGUAGCUCUAGUGAUAUGGAUAUCAUGAAAACAACAAAUUAUAAUAUAAAAGCAAAAAAUAAAUACAUAAAUAAUAAUAUUAAUCAUUAUUAUAAUAUGUAUGAUGAUAUUGUUUCUUCCAGUGAUGAUGAAAAUAUAAAACAUAAAAUAUUAGAAAAAAAUAAUAAAUCAUUUUUCAAAAAAUUUAUCAACCAUUUAAAUAUGUCUAAUAUUAAUAAUAAAACGAUCUACCACAAUAAUAAUAAUAAUAAUAAUGCUCUAAUAGUUUUCAUACAAAAUGUUCAAAAUAAAAUAAAUAAAUAUAAUAUAUCUAAAUGGAAUAUAGAAUAUAUUUUAAAAGUAAUUAAAAAAAUCGAACGAUUUUUUAUUGCAAUUGAACUAGAUCCAAACAUAACAAAUGAUCAUUUUAAUAUGUACUAUUUUGAUAUAAAUGAAGAAAAAAAAAAAAAAAAAAAAUAUAUUAUACAAAGUGAUGAUGAAAAAAAUGGAAAUGAUAAAAACAAUCAAGAAAAUAUAAUAUAUAAUGAAAAUAAUAAAAAAAUGAUCAAUAAAAAAUAUGUCACAAGUAAUCAAAUGAAGCAAUAUUUAUACACCUCCUUAUUUUCAAACGAUAAUUAUUUUACUCUUGUUCAUUUAUUAAAUAUAAAAGACUAUUAUACUAUUUCUCUAUAUAUAAAAAAAGUAAUACUUAAUAAUUCCUUGACUCUUAAAAAAAAAAUUCAUAUCUUUAAUAUUAUCUUAUGGACCAUAUAUAAUUUUAUAAAUAAAAAUAAAAAUAUUAUGAUGGAAAGCAAAAAAGACAAUAAUGAGCAUCAUAUGAAUAAAAUCAUAUAUGAAGAUAAAAAUAUGCAAACAAAUCAUUACAACAACGAUCUCAAUAAUAAUAAUAAUAAUAAUAUGAACAAUGUGUAUAAUUCCACUUUGAAAAAUAUCAUAUGCAUCCUAGUCAUUAUAAGAUAUCUUAUAUGGAACCUAUAUAAAAAUCAUAUUCAUAAAAUAGAUAUGAAGAAACUUUUUUUUGAAGAUAACUAUAAAAAAAGUGUUGUAGAAAAGUUAGAAAAAAAAAAGUGUCAAGAAAUCUUACAAAUUCUAAUAAAAAUUGUAGACAUAUCAAAAAUGUAUUUAUCCCACAUGAACUAUGAAUUUAUAAGAAAAGAUAAUUUUAUCAUUUAUAAAAUAAAUAUCAUCCAACAAACAAGUCAUAUCGAGAAAGAACAAGAUCAUAUCACAAAUAAAGAUUUUAAAUAUAAAGAAAAUGUUCCACAUAAAAAUUUUAAUAUAGAAAACAAACAAGAACAAUACUUAUUUGAAAUCCAAACAGAAAAAGAAAUGUUACGUCAUUUUCUUAGCAACGAAAAAAAUAAUUUAUUACUCUAUAUAUUAAGAAAUAUACAUAGUUUAUAUUAUGAUAUAAAUUGUGUAUAUAAAAUAUUAUAUUAUAUGUAUGAAAUAUGUUUGUAUUAUUUAUGUUCUUCUAUAUAUUUUAUUAAAUUGACUUAUUAUAAUUUUAAUCUUGGCACAUUCUUUUCAUCUAUCUAUAAAACCAUAAAAAAAAUGACACAUGAUCAAAUAAUAUCUAAAUUAAUCGAAUUGAGAUGUAUAUGUGUAUAUUUAAAUGGUUAUGUACAUGCGAAGAAUAAUAAAUCCAAGUUAUUACACUAUGAUGAAACAAAUAAAUAUCAUAAUAAUGAUAUACAAACAAAUAUAAGUGAUGAACAAAUGAACACACAAAAUUAUGAACAUGCACAGAAUAGUUGUAUAGAUAAAAAUAUAGACAACCACAAUUAUUCAUAUCAUAUUCCAUUAAACAAUAAAAGUAUAUGUACAGAUAACUUAUUUAAUAACCCUUUAAUGAUUUUAUAUGAUAAGAAAAUUUUCAAUCAGUUCAAUUUUUAUAUAAAUGAAAUAGAAUCUACAGAUAUUACAUUCUAUGAUAAAUGUAACGAAUUCUUAAAUAUAUAUAAAGAAAUAAAAGAAAGUGAAACAUGUCAAAUAGAAAAAAAAAAUAUAAAUAAUAAUAAUAAUAAUAUUAAUAUAUACCAUAUGGAUAGGAAAAAUAUAUAUUCAUAUUGUAAGAAUAUAUUAAAAGACUUCAAUAUAAUGCCAUAUAUUUAUGAUCUUACAUUUAUUUUAAAUAAACUCAAUAUUCGUUUGCAUCCUUUUUUUUAUAUAUAUGAUAAGGAUUAUGAAAGUGUUAAAAAUAUAUUUGAUCCAACAGAAGAUAAUUAUUUAAAAUAUGCUUUACUUGUUGAAUUAAAAAAAAAAAAUGAUAUCAUGUUAUUAUAUGAAACUAUUACAGAUAUAAAGAAUAAUGUAUAUAUAUAUUUCUAUUCAAACCAUUUCUUAUGUGAAUUAUUUAUAAAUUUUUAUGUCUAUCAUUUAUUUUUGAAGUUACAACAUUUACAAAAUGAAAUGGGUGAUAUUUUUAAAGAUCUACUUGAUAAGUCUUAUAAUGAUAUAAAGCUUCAAAUGGAUAUAUAUUUUAAUAAAUUGUGUGGUGAUUUAUUAGACAUAAAAAGAAAAGACAAAAAAGAAAUUAAUAUCUUUUUUAAUUUUUAUAGGUUUAUGGAUAAAUUUAAUACAUAUCAUUCGACAAAAUAUCAGAAAUUAAUUAUAGAUAAUAUAUAUCGAGUAGAUAUUUUAAUUUUUUUCUUAUUAUUCAUUCAAAAUAAUAAGACAGAAAAUAAAAUAUCUUUUGACAAAAAGAGAGUAUUUCAAUAUAUUAUAGUAAAAAUAAUUUUGCUAUUAUUUUUUUAUUUUAAUAAUACAUGUCAUACAUAUUUAUCCUUACAUGAUAUUUUAUAUUUUCUUAGUUCAUUCAAUGAACAUGAAGAUAGUAGUGCCUCUUCAUUAUUUCACAUCUUAUGUGAUAAAAAGGGUAAAGAACAAAAUCACAAUGGUGAUGAAAAAAAUAUAUAUUAUAAUUCUUCUAUUGAUCAUGAUGCUGUGAAUCAUAAAGAAGGUUUGAAAGAUAUAUAUAACAAUAAUAAAACGUAUGAAGACAAAAUGAAUAUUAUGGAUAGCUAUGAUGCCUUUAUGUUAGAUGAGGAUAUAUUUAUUGAUAAAAGUUUAGAAAUAGAUGAAGAUAAUAACCACUACAACAACAAUAAAAACAACAAUGAUAUAAUGCUGAAGAAUAAAAAUAUAAAUGCAGUACAUAUAAAUGAAAAAAAUUAUAAUGAUAUUAAGAAUAAUCAUUCUUCUGAAUUUUCUGACUUUUCUGAAUUUUCUAAAUUUUCUCAAUUUUUUAUGAAUAAAAAUUUAGAUCAUUAUACAUCUAAAUAUACAAAUAACCAUAUUAAUGAUUUAUCUUACGAUUUCAAUGUUGAUAAUAAAAUAAAUAAAAAAUCAUAUGAAGAAAAAUUUAACCAUACGCAAUGCUCAAAAAUAAUUAAAUUUUGUCUACAUUACCUAAGUAUCAAAAAGAUAAUAAAAUUAUUAAUUACAAAAGAAUUAAAAAGUAUUGUGUUUUUAAAAUUAUCAAAAAAUAGUAAUGUGUUAAGUAUAUAUGAAAAAUCAAAACAUAUGUAUACCUAUUUAAAACGAUUGAAUGGACAUAAUUUUUUUUUAUCUCUUAAAAUAUUAAAUAGAUUAUUAUUAAAAAAUAGGAAAAUGAAUCAAAUGAAUUAUAUCAUAUAUCACUUUUUUAUAACUCUACAUGUAGUACAUUAUGUAAAAAAUAACAUGACCCUCCAAAAUAAAAAAAGCAAUAAUGAAAAAAAACAAAAAGAUGAAAUGGUCACAAAUAAAAAUAUAUCAUGCGAAAAUACUUGUGAUGAUUAUUAUCAUUUUGAAUUUUUAAACAAAAAAAUUAGUACAAAUAAAAGUGGUAUGCCUAAAAAUGAAGAAAAGGAAAUUAAUAAUACUAAUGAUUUUGUGGAUACUAAAAAGAAUGACCUAUAUAAUGUAGACCACUUAAUUGAAGGCAAAUUAUAUUUGAUUAAAAUAUUGAUAACUUUAUUAUUUAUUAAUUUGAACAAUAUAUUCUUACCAUCAAUAAAUAAGUUAUAUUUUAUAAAAAAGAAAACAUAUAUUAUUAUAAAUAAAGAAAAAAAUAACAAGAAAGAUAUAAAAUUAAAAUUUGAUGAUAUAUCACAGUUUAUAUCUUCUCUUUUAAAUUUUAUGCAAGUAACAUAUAUAAAGGGAUAUGAAUUUAUAUAUAUAAAUUUAUUAUUAUUAUUAGAAUAUUGUAUUGAAUUGUUAUUAAGUAGUUGGGAUAGUGUAAAGCCUUCAAAUAUUUCCUACAUAUUGCUUCUUAAAAAAACACAACAAAUUAUAGCACAAUAUAAUAAUAAUACUAACAAUGAUGAUGAUAAUAAUAAUAAUAAUAAUAAUAAUAAUAAUAGUAAUAAUAGUAAUAAUAGUAGUAGUUGUCUCCAUUAUUAUCAUAAACGCUGUGUCUUAUCCUUUAUUAAUAAAGAAGAGUAUGGAAGAUUAAAAAAAACUCUCAGCAAUAUGUAUCUUAAAAUAUUAAGACAUUGUAACAACUCCAUUCUUAUAACAUGCAAAAUGAUUAUAGGUAAUAGACUUCUUAUAGAUGAUGAAUUAUAUUUAUUUAAAAUAAAAAAAUGUGAUAUUUUAUAUUUCUUUACUUGUAAUUAUUCCUUGAUAAAAUCUAAUAAAGAAAAUAUGUUAUUACAUAAUAGUGCACAUAAAAGACAUAAAGACAAGAACGUUAAAGAUAUCAAAAAGGAAACAAAUGAUAUUACUAUUUUUACAUCAGCAGAAAUUAAUUCAUUUAUUAAAACGUUAUUAAUUAUAAUAAAUUAUGACAUUAAUAAAUUUAAAGAUACAGAAUAUCAUAAAACUAUUGAACAAGUUAUUAAAGAUAAUGAUUGGUAUGUCAUAUAUAAUAAUAAUAAUAAUAGUAGUAAUAAUAAUAAUACUUCUUCCUCAUUAACCUCAUCAUCAACAUCAUAUUAUUAUAAUAAUAAGGAUGAAAAUAAAAAUAUAAACUUUUUAUAUAAUAAUACAUUCAGAUCAAACCUUGAUUCUUUUUCAGACAGUGAACCUUCAACCGAAUGCAGCGAUUUAGAAAUUGUAGAUAUAUUGAACGAAUGUAGUAAUAAUAAUAAUAUAAAAAAUGAUGAUAAAAGAGGGAAUGAUAAAAAUGAAGAAAAAUAUAAAGAUAAGCAGAUAUCAUUUCAGAAUCUUUUCAGCCUUAAUGAAUGGAAGCAUAAUAUAAGUGAUAUAGAUGAAAUGUAUAAUGAUAAAAAAUAUAUGGAUGGAAAAGAAGAUUGUAUAAAAAAUAAAAAAGAUAUACAAAAUAAAAAAGAUAUACAAAAUAAAAAAGAUAUACAAAAUAAAAAAGAUAUACAAAAUGGAGAACAUAUACAAAAUAUAAAUAAUACAUAUAACCAAAUAGCAGACAAGGUAAAAAUUUUUAAUAUAGACAAAAUAAAUAAUGAAAAAUAUAUAUCAAAUAAUAAUAGUUCUUAUUAUAAUGAUGAAAAUGAAAAAGAUAGAAAUAUAAAUAAUGAUAAUAUUAUAUUACAAGACGAUAUAAAUAAUAAAGAAAAAGAUAUAAUAAAUAAUGAUAAACAUAUGUAUUAUUCUAAUGAAUAUGAUGAUGAAGAUUAUCAAAUGCAUAUUUCAAAAUCUAAAGAUAUUAUUUUGAAUAAAUAUGGACAAGGAUUUUUAUCAAAUUAUAUAAAUAAAAUAACUAAUCACCAUAUUGAUCAUAAUAAUACUCUUUGUAAUAAUUAUGAUAAUAAAAAUUAUUGUAGAUCCCUCUUUAGACAUAUCCAUAAGAAAUCACAAAUGAUAAAUAUAUUAAAAUAUGUUAAGAAUAUUUUAAAAUAUUGGAAUAUAUAUAAUUUAAUUAAUGAUAAAGAUAUAGAAGAAUAUUUGUUAAUAUUAUUUUUUGCUAAUCAUUUUAAUUUUUUCCAAAAUAUGAUAAGAUAUAAAAUUAUAUUAAAAUUAUUUAUUAAUAAUAAUUUACAAAAAGCAGAUGAAUUAUUAGGAAAUAAAAGUAUGGUUUGGAAUUGGUAUAGAAAUAGUGGAAAGAUUAAAAGUAAUAUUGAAGAAUAUUUAAUGAAAGAUAUUUCUUGUAAACUUUUUUUUACUAAUAAUAGACAAGAUAAACUUUUAAAAAAAUUAAAUAAAUUUCAAUAUAAAAAUAAAUAUGAUGAAAAUAAUUUUUAUUUCAAAAAUUAUUAUCAUAAUAAAUAUAAUCAUAAUUAUAUUUCCACUGUAUUUAUUCAAUAUCUUUAUUUUCUAAAAUAUAAAAAAAAUCAUAAAGAUAAUAAUUCCAAAAAUCAAACAACAAAAGAAUAUGACCAUAUUAUUAUCAAUAAGAAAAAAAAUGAAGAAAAUCUAAAUAAUUCUAUUCAUUCUAUAAAUUUAAAUCAAACUGAUAUAAAUAAUAACAAAUAUGUUAAUCAUCAUAAAUAUUAUAAUCACAGUCAUAUAUCUCAUGACAACACAUAUAUUGAUAAUAAUAAUAAUAAUAAUAAUAUGAAUAAUAUAGAAUCUUAUCAAAUAAAAAAAAAAGAAAAAGAUUAUAUCCCUCAAGAUGAAUAUAAUCAACUACCAUUGUUUUUUUUAAGCUUAUUAGACCUAUAUAAAAAUACCUUCGAUGUUUACGAAUUUUAUUAUCAAUCUGUUAUUUAUAAAUUAUUCAAAAAUAAUAAUGAACAUAAUAUUAAUGAAAUUCAAAAUUAUGUUCAACAUAUGAAUCAAUAUCUAAAAAAUAAAUUACAAUCCUAUGAUCUAUAUAUGAUGUUAUAUUAUUAUCAGUAUUUCACAUUCCAAUCUAUAUGUAAUCCUAACCAAAACUUUUUGAAUAAAAAUGAGCAAAAGUUAAUUAUAUAUAUGUGGGUAAAGCAUACGCAGGCUCUUUUAAAAAAAUACAGGAUGAAGAGUAGCAACUUUCUCAAUGUACAAUAA
Plasmodium adleri (nom. inval.) is the source of this 14325-nucleotide messenger RNA. Its product is annotated as conserved Plasmodium membrane protein, unknown function. Bases 1 to 14325 code for a protein of 4774 amino acids. The transcript has 5 exons. Lineage: Eukaryota; Apicomplexa; Aconoidasida; Haemosporida; Plasmodiidae. The record is from RefSeq and is a predicted model, not a curated record.